UAAGGCAGCAAUUUAUUAUUUCCGAAGGCACAGCAGCCGCAGUUUCCUCGCUCGGUUUCACACAUACACCGAGAAUCUCUAAAGAAGUCAAUGAUGAAGCUGACCCCAACCCCGUCCGACGGCCCCCAUUCCCCUUCCCUCUCCCUCCCUUCUCUCCAUCGCCGCUACCUCCACCCUCCCUACCCAAGGGCGGGGAUGUCGUCAUCGUCGUCUUCCUCGCAAACGGAGAAGGCUGCCGGUGCCUCGCCCUCCGUCCCUCCCCUCCCGACCAACCGAAUCGUGUUGGGUUGCGGGGCAGCCUCGUUGGAUUACUUGGCUACGGUCGCCGCCUUCCCGAAGCCUGAUGACAAGAUUCGUAGCACGAGCUUGAAGGUAGAAGGAGGUGGAAAUACAGGGAAUGCUUUAACUUGUGCAGCUCGUCUGGGCUUGCAACCUAGGAUAAUCUCUAAGGUGGCUAAUGAUGCACAAGGUAGAAAAGCGCUUGCAGAACUUGAAGCUGAUGGAGUUGAUACUUCCUAUAUGGUGGUUUCAGAGAACGGAAAUUCACCAUUUACCUAUGUAAUAGUCGACAACCAAACGAAAACUCGUACUUGUAUUUUCACACCUGGAUACCCUGAAAUGGUGCCAGAAGAUCUUUCCAAGUCUAGCUUAUGUUCUGCUUUAGAUGGUGCAAGCCUUGUAUACUUUGAUGGAAGAUUUCAUGAAACUGCUUUAGUGGUUGCAGAAGAGGCAAGCCGAAGGAAAAUUCCUAUUUUCAUUGAUGCAGAAAGAAAAAGGGAGGGGCUGGAUGAUCUUCUUAACUUGGCAACUUACCUUGUAUGCUCAGAAAAAUUUCCUCAGGCAUGGACAACUGCACCAUCUAUUCCCAGUGCACUAGUGUCCAUUCUUAUGAGAGUACCUAAUAUCAAAUUUGUGAUUGUGACCCUUGGAGAAAAAGGUUGUAUAAUGCUUGAGAGAAGCAUAAAUGAGGCUUCUGAGAUGGAGGAAACAAAUGUUGGGAGUUUACUUGAGUCGCUGAGGCAGAAAGUUGAUAGGAAUGCUACCGUCCCAACAUGUAUUUCUUCCAAGUCAAGCCUGAGAGUUAGUGCUGAUGGAGUAGGUGCAUUAAGUGGGAGGUUACUUGUGUGUACAGCAGAGGUGGUACCUCCUUUGGAGCUAAUUGACACCACUGGUGCUGGAGAUGCAUUCAUCGGAGCAGUUCUCUACGCUUUAUGUGCAGGCAUGCCUCCUGAGAAGAUGCUGCCUUUUGCCUCCCAAGUGGCGGCUGCUGGAUGUAGGGCUUUGGGUGCUCGGAGUGGUUUACCAAGGCGCACAGACCCACGGUUGUCCCCAUUUUGGCACUAGACUUUGUCAGUACCAGUCUCAGGACAUGGAAAUAAACGAAGGCACUCCUACUGGUGUAAUAUAAGCUGCGCAUAUCUGUGUUGCUUCCUGAAUAGCAUGAGACGGUUUGUCAUUCGAUCAUUUCAGAUCCAAAGAGCAGAGAAUAUGAUAAUUAAACAUUAUUUGGGGAUGAGCUCGGGGAUUCUCUCUUGAUGGGCUAUGCUUUCUAGGUUUCAAGUUAUCAUAUAUCAUUUCUGAUAUUUAGUACUCUCAUUAUGAAAUACAAACCAGAUACACAAGAAUUGUAAAAGCUUUUGUUCAGAUCUCUGUGAGAUAUCUUUAUUGCAUUCAGCC
This is a messenger RNA of Phoenix dactylifera (date palm), 1677 nucleotides long. RefSeq lists its product as uncharacterized. Gene Ontology annotation, molecular function: kinase activity. The record is from RefSeq and is a predicted model, not a curated record. Lineage: Eukaryota; Viridiplantae; Streptophyta; Magnoliopsida; Arecales; Arecaceae.